GUCUCUCGUUCUUGUCUUUACUGACCCUAGUCUUUCGUUUCGCGUGGUCUGUCGUGGUGUCAUAUUCAAUUAUUUUCCAUACUUAUCUGCCCUACUUGUCUGUUGCUACAUAUCUCACAAAACUGACCCAUACACAUCACAUCUCUCCACCUUUGGUUACAUAUACAUACAACAUACAUACAUAUACACCUCUCAUACAACAAUGAAGGCCACUAGUGCAACGGUGGCUUUCCUAGCCAUGACUGCUGUCCAAGCAGCCAAGCACGCCCAUGACCAUGGCCACCACCGCAGCCAUCGCUCGGUGGAUGCCCCCGUGGUUAAGAAGAGUUCCUCGUGUCAGUUCCCCUCCGGGGCUGGCUUGAUCCCCAUCACUCCUCACGAGGUCAAUGGUGGAUGGGCUAUGAGCCCUGACCAGGAGUGCAAGCCUGGCGGAUACUGUCCGUAUGCUUGUCCGGCUGGCCAGGUCUCUAUGCAGUGGGACCCGGAGGCUACUUCGUACACCUACCCCAUGUCCAUGAAUGGUGGACUGUACUGUGACGAGAACGGCGAGAUUCAGAAGCCCUUCCCGGACCGUCCGUACUGCAAGGACGGCACCGGCGUCGUCAGCGCAAAGAACAAGUGCAAGGAGCAGGUGUCUUUCUGCCAGACGGUUCUUCCCGGCAAUGAGGCCAUGUUGAUCCCCACGCUUGUCGAAGAAUUGGCUACCCUGGCUGUUCCGGAUCUGAGCUACUGGUGUGAGACUGCGGCACACUUCUAUAUCAACCCUCCGGGAUACAACACCGAGACGGCCUGUGUCUGGGGUACCUCCGCGAACCCCUACGGCAACUGGUCCCCGUAUGUUGCCGGUGCCAACACCGACGGCGAAGGCAACACCUAUGUGAAGCUCGGAUGGAACCCGAUUUACCUGGAACCGACCACCCCGUUCCGCAAUGAAGUCCCUGAAUUCGGUGUCGAGAUCGAGUGCGAGGGCGGCGGCUGCAAUGGACUGCCCUGCAAGAUCGACCCGUCCGUCAACGGCGUGAACGAGAUGACUGGCGACAGCUCGGUGGGUGCAGGCGGUGCCACCUUCUGUGUGGUGACGGUGCCCAAGGGCGGCAAGGCCAAUGUUGUUGUCUUCGACAAGGAAGGCGACUCGGCCAGCGUGCCGGUGUCCAGCAGCAGUGUUAGCAGCGUCGUCGUCAGCAGCAGCACCAGCACCAGCUCCACCUCGACCAUCAGCAUCGUCCCUACUACUAGCAGCACAUCGACGGUUGUCAGCACCAGCUCCAGCACUACCAGCAGCACCCCGACCCCGACCCCGUCCAGCACUACUACCUCCAGCACCACGCUCAGCUCCAGCUCCACCAUCAGCACCACCAGCUCCAGCAGCAUCACUCCCCGGCCCACCCCCAGCUGGACGCCUUCAUCCAGCUGGAAGGUCAGCUCCAGCGCAGCAUUGAACUGGACCGUGUCAGCUAGCUACACGUACAAGCCCCAUGCGAUGGUGGAGACAGGCUCCUCGCACGCGAAUCCUGUCGCUGCUGCUGCUGUUGCUAGUGGUUCCAGCCAGACAUCUGGAACUGCCCAAGCAACGCAGUCAGCGGCUGUGACGGAUGGUGCUGCUGUUGGCAGUGCUGUGUCCAAACUGAGUCUGAUUGUGGCGGUCCUUGGAGCGAUCGUGAUGGUCUAGACUGAGACCAGACCAUAUUGACUAACAAACCAUAAAUGGUUGCAUACUCACCAUCAUUUUUCUUGGUUCACUUCUGAUGGGCACCUUUUUCACACUAUACUUUAUACCCUUAUGAUUGACGUUCUUGUACAUGCUUGACUGAUGAGCAUUUAUUGAUAAUGUUUACUGUUAAUAUAGUCAUUAAUCUGUAAUUCAAG
Molecule: messenger RNA, 1866 nt
Organism: Aspergillus vadensis CBS 113365
Lineage: Eukaryota; Fungi; Ascomycota; Eurotiomycetes; Eurotiales; Aspergillaceae
Product: SUN domain-containing protein
Exons: 3
Coding region: 203-1669 (488 amino acids)
Source: RefSeq, a predicted model, not a curated record